This is a messenger RNA of Lodderomyces orthopsilosis Co 90-125, 2631 nucleotides long. RefSeq names its product mitofusin (gene FZO1). NCBI's taxonomy places the organism in Eukaryota, Fungi, Ascomycota, Pichiomycetes, Serinales, Debaryomycetaceae. Bases 1 to 2631 code for a protein of 876 amino acids. The transcript has a single exon. The record is from RefSeq and is a predicted model, not a curated record. Gene Ontology annotation, cellular component: mitochondrial outer membrane. Gene Ontology annotation, biological process: mitochondrial fusion. Gene Ontology annotation, molecular function: GTPase activity; GTP binding.
AUGACAGGAUUUCCCAACCUCCAACCGAAUGAGUCUAAGCAAAAGCCUCGUCAAAAUAGUAAUGAUAACGAAGAUGAAGCGACUCUUCUAGAUGGCUCUUCGGGCAAGCCUUCGCAUUUGGUGUACAUGCCUGGUGAGAGUCAUCUAUCACAUGAUGGUACAACUUUAUUGGAUGGAGAAGAAGGGAGUAGCUCCCUGGAUGCUAGACGAGGAGUGUCAUUCCAAAAUCAUCAGCAUAUCAAUGCGUCUUUACAACAACUCAAAUACAACGAUAACAAACUAUCUUUAGAUAGAGCAAUAAACCAAACUAUAGAACUUAUUGAGGAAAUUGUCAAGGAGAAUAAAGAGCGGCCAGUAUUUUACCCCACUGAAAUCGAAGAUGGAUCAAAAAUCUUGCUCAAUAGUGCAAAGGCACAUUUGGGUUUGGUGAGACAAAAUUCGAGCAUCAAGCAAUUAGCAAAGCAAAAGAUAAAAGAAGAUGAUAUCAACAAGGAAUUACCAGAGUUUAAAAUUCUAAAAAUUAACAUUCGUGGUGGCCAUGGAGAUGACAAUUUGGUUUCAAAUUUGGACAAGAAGUCAAUAGCAGCAUUGUUGGAGAAGAAGCUACAUGGGCAAACAAAGUACCUUCUCAACUUGAAGGAAAGGGUUGACGAUACGUCUUCGAAGGUGUUUGUCACGGGAGAUUUGAAUGCAGGAAAAUCAACUUUUUGCAAUGCCCUUUUAAGAAGAAAACUUCUCCCGGAAGACCAGCAACCAUGUACAUCUGUGUUUUGUGAAGUAAUUGAUGCUCAGAAAGAAAAUGAUGAAGUUGAGGAAGUACACGCUGUUCCUAUAGAGAAGGAAUACAAAAAGAAUGACGAAUCUACAUAUGAAGUACAUCCGCUUCUGGAGUUGGAAAACUUGGUGUACGAUUGUGACAAAUAUAAAUUGUUGAAAGUAUAUGUUCUUGAUAAUCGAUCCUUCCAGGAAAGCUUGCUCCGUAACGGGAUUAUUGACGUCAAGCUCAUUGAUGCUCCGGGAUUAAACAUGGACUCAUACCAAACAACACAAGUGUUUUCACGUCAAGAGGAAAUUGAUUUGGUUGUCUUUGUUGUUAGUGCAGAAAAUCACUUUACUUUAUCAGCAAAAGAAUUUAUUGCCGCUGCUGCCAAUGAAAAGAGAUAUGUUUUCAUUGUUGUAAAUCGGUUUGACAAUAUCAAAGAUAAGGAAAAGUGUAGAAAAAGAAUUUUGGAUCAAAUCAAAAACCUUUCGCCUGAUACAUACAAGAAUGCAAAGGAAUUCAUUCAUUUUGUUAGCUCUACUGAAAUUAAUAGUGGUGAUGGAGGCGAUGGCGGUGAUGAUGGUGAUGACGGUGAUGACGAUAAUGGAAGCAAUAACAAUCCUGACCAUCCUGACUUCGAUCUCCUUGAAGCAUCCUUGCGAAAAUUUCUUUUGGAAAAGAGGUCGAUAUCGAAAUUACUUCCAGCAAAGAGUUAUCUCCUCAAUUUGUUACAUGAUUUGCAAACUUUGAGCAAAAUUAAUGAAAAAAUGUACAACGAUGAAAGACAAGAAAAGAUGUUGGAACUCAAUAGCCUGGUUGCUCCUAAAGUCGAUGAGGUUAUUUCUAAAUCUCACAAGAUUGCCGAUACUAUAAGCUCAGUAAUAGAAGCAGCAUGCACUCAAGUGUACAAUGACACUACCAAGGAAAUGGUUUCAGUCAUUGACAAUUUAGGUGACAAGCCCGUUGUUCAAUAUGAAGGGUUGCAAUACCUCUUUGAAUAUGCAAAGGAGUCUCAAUUGGCAUUAAUGGAUGUUAUUUAUGACUCUGUGUUGAAAAGUGAGGAGUUGGCAAAACAGGUCACAGCAGCAAAAGUCGAUGAAAUAACAAAGUAUGGUAAAAACACAUUGGGCGAAGAGUUUCUCAAUGAUAAGAAAUUCAAUUCUGAGUUGAUGUUCUCCAGGGUUAAAGAUGACAUUGGAAAAAACAUUGAAGAUACUAUUGAAGUUUCUGACUUUUUUGAUCCAUCUAUUGAUUCAUUUUUGGUAUUUGUUGGAUUGCCUGAGAAUUAUGUAAAAGCUACAAAGCAUCAAAUUUCAUACUUUAACCCAAUUUCUGUCAUCACAGCAAUACCAUCAAACGCAGUUGCGUUGAAAGAGCAAUUACCAACACAAUUGACAUUGCACACAAUAUAUUCAUCUGGUAAGCUUCUAACCACGGGUGCGUUGAUUAAUCGUUUGUAUCACUUCAGCAAUUAUGUUACACCCAACACAAUCAAGAGAGUUGCAGCACCUGUACUUAUUUGUGUUUCAGGUAUUGCAAUAUACUACCUCAUUAGUGAUAUUCCAAAUGCUUUAUCAAGAAAACAAGCUAAGAAGAUAAAAAAGAAGAUUCAGGAGAUGAAUUAUGUUCACAACAAUUCAGCACGUAUUUCUGGUGAAUGUCGACAAGUUUUGAAUUAUCCGUCAAGACAAGUAAUGAAUAAUUUCCAAACCAGUAUCGACAAGAAUUUGUCUCAGAAGAAGAAAUUGGAAUCAUAUAUCAAAGACGCUGAAAUUAGUUCAGGAUUCUUCAAGCAAUUGUUGACAAAGAUUAAUGAUCAACAAAGAAUCUUGAAAGAAAUUGAUUUGGAAAGUCUCAACUACGUUGAUUGA